AUGUCUCCCCAAUGCAUGUUUGUUUUGGUUAAGGACGGACCCGCGCGCGGUCUACCCGCUGCUACUGGGCGGAUCCCACUCUUUAGUAUACAUAGGAGGCCUCCGACAAGUGGACAAUAUGACCGAAUGCUCAAUCCCAUUAUACCACCUAAACGAGCUCGACAACAAAUAGCGCGCUCCUAUAACAUGGUAUCCCCACCAGAGCUGCGCAGCUGGCUUAUCAAAAUACGUUACCUGUCGGCUAUACUGUACUGCCCUUUCCAUUAG
Penicillium chermesinum is the source of this 267-nucleotide messenger RNA. RefSeq lists its product as uncharacterized. The record is from RefSeq and is a predicted model, not a curated record. The coding region runs from base 1 to 267 and encodes 88 amino acids. The transcript has a single exon. Lineage: Eukaryota; Fungi; Ascomycota; Eurotiomycetes; Eurotiales; Aspergillaceae.